CAUCCCUAUUUCAGAAUCCCCUCCCACUCCCAGCCAUAAUUUCGUCUCCUUUCUCUUAGGUCUUAGCCAAAGAGGAGAGGGAGAGAAAACUCCACAAGGUAGAAAAUCAGACAGAAAAUGGAGAAGGCGAAGCAGUUCCUGGAGUCGAGCGAAGAUGAAGCGAACAGGGUAUCGCAACUCGUGAUUCAUCCUCACCGAGUCGGCCAUGAGUGCAGCUUCUACGAAGACUUCGCUUUACGAGGCAUCCGAGUCGACCGGGUCGACCCCGGCCUCGUUUCUUGUACCUUCACCGUGCCUCCACGCCUCACCGACAAGAGCGGGAAGCUAGCCACCGGAGCGAUUGCCAACCUGGUCGAUGAGGUGGGAGGCGCGGUGGUUCACGUGGAAGGUCUUCCCAUGAAUGUCUCUGUCGAUAUGUCCAUCUCCUUUCUCUCUGCCGCUAAGGUCCAUGUGCGUGAGGAUCAUAGUUUCUCGUUCUUGAUAUGUAAUGAUGAGUUGGAGAUUACCUCCAAAGUGUUGGGGCGGAAAGGCGGCUACGCUGGAACGGUUGUGCUGGUGAAGAACAAGCUGACUGGGGAGUUGAUAGCCGAGGGCCGCCAUUCUUUGUUCGGCAAACUUCCCAGCAAGAUGUGAUCCAAUCUCCGGGAUAAUAAAACGCUUAUGCUCUUUGAUCGUCUUUUCGUGCUUGGAACACAGGUAGGCUCUCUGUCGGAUGCUGAAACAUGACUUUGCAGUUUGCUGGAUAGGAAAUGCGGAGUCUUGGCAUUGCAUGAUGUGCUACCAGUAGAAAGCAUAACUUUCCACCCGUUGUGGUAGGAUCUCUUGCUGUUAACCUAAAUCACAAUUGAAGAUAGAUGCCUGGAGAAAGGAUGACUCGUCUGCUAACCUUUUGGUUGUUCGUUGGCCAAUCUAGUGAAUGUAGUGUAACUGCAAGUACUUUCGAUGUUCAUGACUUCAUGUAUAGACAUAGCUUUCGAGUUGCAGUUCAAUUCACCAUUGGCCAAUUGCUUUAGAGACCAGUAGUGAUAGCGUUUGUAUUGACUGCUAACCUGGUUUGAUGGUAUCGUCAUCUUUCCAUAUAUAGUCAGUCAUUAAGCGUGGAUCCGAAACCUGCCUUUGUGCAGACUAGUUCCGCCUGUGUUUAGCUGGCGAACAUACAUCAGGAUGGAAUUUGUACUCAGUGGUAUAGAAUGCUAGUGGGAACUGAAUCAGGCAUCCACUUUUCUUGUUAAGAAGCAUAUUUGAGUUAUGACUUUUCUGCAACUACCUGGUUCUUGAUACGAUGAGAUUGAUUUCAGCAAUAAUGGAGACUGUUUGCUUUCCCUGGAUUGAAUUUCCGCAGCUCUUUGUUUAUGAGAACAGUACAAAGCCACCAAAAAUACUUUUGUUCAAAACAUGGGUUGUAAACUUGUACUUUUGUUUAAGGGCCUUAGUGAUGUGAAGAAAGCCCCCAUAUGCGC
Molecule: messenger RNA, 1460 nt
Organism: Linum tenue
Lineage: Eukaryota; Viridiplantae; Streptophyta; Magnoliopsida; Malpighiales; Linaceae
Source: the annotation of a GenBank genome assembly